This is a messenger RNA of Symbiodinium natans, 1152 nucleotides long. The record is from the annotation of a GenBank genome assembly. NCBI's taxonomy places the organism in Eukaryota, Dinophyceae, Suessiales, Symbiodiniaceae.
AUGGCCGUGCAGCGACUGGCAGGUGGCGAAUUGCAGGCGGAGCUGUUGCCAGCCCACAAGGGAUGCAAGAGUCUUUGGCCGGUGGUGAUGGCAAUCCUAUUGGCUGACCUAGUGGCCUCGGGUUUGCUGGUGGUGGGGCGCCUGGCAAUGAACGGGAAAGCUGGCCUGCAGCCCGUGGUCUUCUCUUGGUAUCGCUACCUCGGAUCAGGCCUCAUCAUGCAGCUUUGGCUAUGGGCGUCGAGCGGCAAGACGCCCCUGCAGUCCUUGCCGCAGAGGAAAGAUGCUUGGAAGUUUCUCGUCUACGGGACAUGCCAUGCCAUGGGGCAGGUGCUGCUUUUCAGGGCAUUGAAGCUGCUGCCUGCUAUCGUCCCAAGCGUCUGGAAGAACUCGGUGCCCGUCUUCGUGUGCGCGCUCUCCUCUUGCGUGGGACUUGAGCAGCUUUCGCCCCACAGCCGGGCAGCAAAGCUGAAGCUUCUGGGCAUCGGCCUGUCCGUGGUUGGAGGGGCAAUAUAUGUGUGGUUGAGCUUUGUCUGGAGCACAGGUCAUCCUAAAGUGGUGCCAGGUAGCGAUGUGCCACUUGGGCAGACCCUCAUGCUGUGCAGCACGCUUGCUGUGUCCUCAUGUUGGGUGAUGCAGAAGGUGUGUCUAAACUGCAGCCCAAGCUCUCUAUACACAGUGGCUUGGGGUGUGACUUUUGCCCUAGUUCCGCUAAGCCUGGCGGCAUUGCCACAGCUUUCCUUGGAAGCCUUGCAGCUCUCGGGGGCCCAGUUGGUCUAUGUGGCCUAUGCCAUGCUGCUACCUUCUACACUGGGCUUUUUGAUGCAGGCUUGGGCCAUGCGCCACAGCAGCCCGGCCUUCGUGCUGGCCUUCGACCCUUUGGGCUCUGUCAUCACUGCCCUCGUGGCCUGGGCAGCACUGGGCGAAGUCCCCUCCGCGGCGACCCUGGCCAGUGCACCCGUCAUCAUGCUGGGCCUCGCAGUCCUGUUGCUCGGCUCACGCUCGCAGCUUGCAGAUCCUCCCCAGGCUCCUUCACUGUCCGGCAUGCUGCAGCACAGAGAUGCUGAAGGUGACGACGCACCUGAGGAGCCAGAAGACCCCGAAUCGGAGAGCCCUACGCGAGCCUACGUGCGGUCGGGAGCGGUGCCGCAGUGA